UGCACUCUUAGCGACUUAUUAAUGAAUGUGCCACGUUCUCUAGUGGCUUAAUGCAUAGAUUUUAUCCAUACAUAGCAGGUGGAUGACAUGAAUCUAUGCGUUGCAUACUAUCGAAAAUUGUUGCCACCACCUUAACCAUGGCGUCGGAUUCCUUGAGCAUUAUUGGUAUAUUUUUAGGCAAUUGUUUGAGGGGCAGUUUGAGGUGCGUGCAUGACCUCACAAAAGAGUUUUGUUUGACUUUGUUCUAACGAGCCAUCGCCAUCGCCGCCGACCAACGUCCAUCGUCGACGACUAAUGAGAGGCAAACAUGAGGCAAAGGCAAGCCGCUGGAGCAGCUAGCAGCUGGCUAUGCCGAUGCCGAUGCCAUAGCAUGUUAGUAGGCAGCCUGGCGGAGCGACAUGAACAUAUCCAGCCUGCUACACUUUGAGUCGAUGAAGUACAGCGGUGCCCAGACGCAGGCGGCGGCCAUCAAUCAGUUUGUGGCGAGCGCACUGCGCCUGUUCAUCGAGGACUUUUACCAGAGCCUAGCGCCCGCCUUCAUUGUGAUCCUGUCCUGCCGCCGGCCCAGUCCGCUCAAUUUCUAUCGGAACAUCAUGCAGCUGCUGUACGAGAGCGUGGACACAAUGAUCAUUCAGCUGGUGCAUCACAAUCACAAUCAGAGCCAGAGCCGGCAACGCAUCGAGGGGCCACGUACGCACAAUCUGCUGCUGGUGGACUCGCUGGACGCACUCCUGGACAUUGAGAUCCACACGUACACGGCUCAGUCGGAUGCCAGCGAGUAUUAUUUCAUAUUCCUGCAGCAGCGGGAUGCCCUCAUACCGCAGGACAUGCGGGGCGUGUUCGCCUACUGCUGGCGCCAUCAGCUCAUCAACUGCAACGUGAUGACCCAGAGCUCCGGCGGACAGGUGGUCCUCCACACAUACUUUCCGUAUGCGGCCCACCAUCAGUGCGGCAACACAGUGCCCACGCAGAUCAAUCAGUUUGCGAACGGAGAGUGGCAGCAUCGCGACUUCUUCCCCGCGAAGCUGCGCAACCUGCAGCAGUGUCCGCUGGUGGUGCUCGCCCGUCGUGUCCUGCCGUUCUUCGAUGUGGAUGGGCGUCAGCAGCUGAGGGGCCUGGAGGGUCGCCUGCUCCUGGAGCUGGCCAAGCGGAUGAACUUUAGCAUAAGCUUCAGGGGACUGCAGGAGCAGCAGGACAGUCACACCACCUGGACGGAGCAGCAGCUGUUGCAGCAGUUGAUGCAGGACCGCAUCGCCCAUCUGGCCAUCGGUUAUGUGCGGAAGCGGAUCCAAUAUGCCGCCAAUCUGACGGCCGUGUUUCCACACUACUCCAACAAGCUGGUCAGCUGCCUGCUGCUGAACUCCCACAAUCUGACCAGCCUGGAGAUCUGGUUCUUUCCCUUCCAGACCGUUGCCUGGCUCUUUUUGUUGCUCUUCGGCAGCUGGCUGUGCUUCACGCUGGUCGUGCGGGCUAUGUACUCGGCGCUGCUCUAUCUGAUCCUGCGCUACCAUGUGCACCAGGCGCUGCCGCGCAGCCUUGUGGAGCUGGUGGAGCGCGGCUAUACGGCCGUAAUGAGUCGCAUCACAAUGCAGGACCUGCGCGUGGUGUCCAGCCUGCGGCAGUUAAUAAGCCUGCGCUCCGUGAUUGUCGCCUCCGAGCUGGACGAUGAGAUACUGCGACGGCUGGAUCAGUGCUCGGAGGAAGCAUUGGCGGGCACACAUCCGCACUUCUUCGGACUGCUGGCGCAGGACGCACUGAUGCAUCUCACCCAGCGCGGCCACAAGGCGGGCGCCUACUACAUUGUGCCGCAGUACGUUCUGGAGCAGCAGCUGGCCAUCUAUCUGCCGAAGCACUCGCAUCUGGUGGUGCAGUUCGACCACCUGGUCAUGUCCAUUCGCGCCGUCGGCCUCUUGCACUACUGGGCCGGGCAAUUGGCCAGCGAACAGUACUUUCGCAGCACGUUCCUGUACCGAGAGAAGAGCAUCAGGCAGCCGGAUCUCUGGGGCAUUUACGUGAUUGCUGCCGCCCUAUACUUUUGCUCACUGAUCGUGUUCUUUUGGGAGCUCAUAUCGGUUAGGUGGGGUCGCACUUCAAGCAAGAGAAUAAAACCCCUUGUUUUUUUUUUUAAUCGAACAAAUUUAAAAUAA
Molecule: messenger RNA, 2147 nt
Organism: Drosophila obscura
Lineage: Eukaryota; Metazoa; Arthropoda; Insecta; Diptera; Drosophilidae
Gene: Ir7g
Exons: 4
Coding region: 399-2147 (582 amino acids)
Source: RefSeq, a predicted model, not a curated record